UCAAUGAUAGAUAGUUAGCUAUCAAUUAAAAUUAAUAACUAUAAAAACAAUUGUACAUCCAAAUUAAUAAUACACAAAAAAAUUAAAAUAUAUUCUGUCAAUCAUAUAAGAAAGUAUUGCAUUUUUCAUUUUCGUUCAUCCCAUAAAAAAAUAUGAAGUUCAUUUUUGGACAUGAUUCUAUUUUCUCCUUUAAACCACAAUCAUUCAUUUGUUCAUAACCUCAUAAUCAAUUCAACCAAAACAGCAUUGUGUAUCAAUAUUUUUUAAAGUUUGGUGUUAUCCUAUAUGUUAUACUCUGUUGCAGGAGUGGAGUAUAAAAAAUUACUCACGUUGUUUGGAAUGCAUCUGUAUAUAUACAUACACCCCCAAGAAACACAAACUACAGAAAAGCAAUGGCGGAGCAGCACAUCCUACUAGUUACCUUCCCGGCUCAGGGCCACAUCAACCCAUCUCUCCAGUUCGCUAAACACCUCGCCAAACACGGCGUUAAGGUCACCAUCCUCACCAGCACCUACGCCACCGCCCGCAUGUCCCACACUCUCUCUCCAUCCUUCCAACCCCUAAUCGACGUCGUUUCCUUCUCCUCCACCACCGACUGGUCCACAGAAGACGCCACCAAACUCAUGCAACAGCUCUCCGACUUCGGCACCAAGGCCGUGGAAGACGCCGUCGCCGCCAAGCGCGCCCAGGGCACCCCUUACACGCGGAUUGUUUACAAUCUCCUCGUGCCCUGGGCCGGCCGCGCGGCUCGCCGCCUCGCCGUCCCCGUCACGCUGCUCUGGAUCCAACCAGCGGUCCUCUUCGGCGUCUAUUUUCAUUAUCAUAAUAGGAAUUUCGAUCCUUGUUCCGAUGAGGUGAUCGAGCUACCGGGGCUGCCGCGCCUCCGCCGCUGCGAUCUGCCGUCUUUCUUUCUGGAGACUAAUCCGAGCGUGUACAAUUUCGCGAUUCCGAUGCUGACUGAGAAUUUUGAGAUACUGGACCAAGAGGAUCACGCGACGGUGGUGUUGAACACGUUCGACAAGUUGGAGGCCGAUGCUUUGAGAUAUUUGAACAAGUAUAGAUUGCUGGCGAUCGGGCCGCUGAUUCCUUCUGCGUUUUUGGACGCAAGGGAUCCGUCCGACACUAGUUUUGGAGGUGAUUUGAUUCAGAAAUCGGAAGAUUACAUGCAGUAUUUGGAGUGUGCGGAGAGGGAAUCGGUAAUCUACGUGGCUUUCGGGAGCUAUUCUGAGCUGCCGAGGUUGCAGAUGGAGGCCGUCGCGGAGGCGCUGAUGAGAAGCCGCCGCCCCUUCCUGUGGGUGAUCAGAGGUUCCGACGGCGACGACCGAACUCUGAGCUGCAGAGAGGAUCUUGAGAAGAAAGGGAAAAUCGUGGCGUGGUGCACUCAGGUUGAGGUUCUCUCCCACCCAAGCGUGGGGUGUUUCGUGACGCACUGUGGAUGGAACUCGACUCUCGAGAGUCUGGCGUCCGGGGUGCCGGUGGUGGCGCUGCCGCAGUGGACUGAUCAGAGCACCAACGCCAAGCUGGUGGAGGAUUUGUGGAGGAGUGGAGUCAGAGCAGUGAAGGCGGGAAACGGAGAGAUUGUGGAGGCGGAUGAAAUCCAGAGGUGCUUGGAGAUGGUGAUGGACGGUGGAGAUGCGAGCGUGGAGAUGAGGAAGCAGGCAAAGAAUUGGAGGGAUUUGGCGAGGGAAGCCAUGGCCGAGGGUGGGACUUCUCAAGUGAAUCUCAAGAUAUUCGUCGACCAAAUUGUCGGCGCCCGUCACUCAUCGGUUUAAUUGCUACUACUAUGAUUUAGUACGUACGAGGCACGCCAACGUUGACGCUUGCAAAUUCAACACCAUGCUCCCUUGACUCUUCUCUUCUCGAUCUUCUCUGCUUCCAUCUUCAAACUUCUUCAGCCACCCUAAAUCAUUGGAAAAUCAAUGGUCCAGAUUGCUUCCUAAUUAACGGAAUGGAUAUUCUAAUUGAUUGUAGUCCAUGGGGUCUUUCAUAUUGUUACAAAAAUUGGAGAAUCCCCAAUAAAUUGUAAAAAUUCAAAAGAUUUGACACUCGUUUGCAAA
Molecule: messenger RNA, 2057 nt
Organism: Salvia miltiorrhiza (redroot sage)
Lineage: Eukaryota; Viridiplantae; Streptophyta; Magnoliopsida; Lamiales; Lamiaceae
Product: prolyl 4-hydroxylase 1-like
Exons: 2
Coding region: 393-1772 (459 amino acids)
Biological process (GO): peptidyl-proline hydroxylation to 4-hydroxy-L-proline
Cellular component (GO): endoplasmic reticulum
Molecular function (GO): L-ascorbic acid binding; UDP-glycosyltransferase activity; iron ion binding
Source: RefSeq, a predicted model, not a curated record